Molecule: messenger RNA, 1310 nt
Organism: Ictalurus furcatus (blue catfish)
Lineage: Eukaryota; Metazoa; Chordata; Actinopteri; Siluriformes; Ictaluridae
Exons: 6
Coding region: 102-1019 (305 amino acids)
Source: RefSeq, a predicted model, not a curated record
GCAUAAAAUGUGUGGUCGUGAAGUCAAGUGUCAAAUUACUGCCUGCACCGGUUGCCUAGCAACCUCCAAAUAAUAAAGGGUAUUCGAAAGUAAGGGGGCAAAUGCACUCGACAGAGGUAAACAUGUAUCAGCGCGCGGAGAUACACCUGCCCCGAAAGAAGAAGGUACGAGAAGCAUUCCGCUCAAACACCUACAGGAUAUUUGAUGAAAACAUCCCAGAGCGAUUAAAUCCAGACGAGGUGUAUAAGGACCACAAAUAUGCAUCCCGAGACCCAGAAGCGACAGAGGCGCUAAAGACACACAAUAUCCCACAACCUUACAACGUCAAGUUCAUCAGGACCAACGUGAGGUUCCUCAACGAGCCCAUUGUUCAUAUGGAAACUGAGAACACGAAGGACGAACAGUCUAAAUGGUGGCUAAAUACACCAGACAAGAAAGAUCCUAGAAAAACAGCAUACAGUAAGGAGAGCACUCAGAGACGUGAUUACCAACCGAUCACGCACAUUCCAGUGACCAGGGUUCGAGAGGCGAGAAAUAAGACUCCAGCUACAGGAAUAAAUACGUGGGCGUCCUCACCGAUGUUAAACACAAAUCCAGACACUGAGAUGGAUAGUCAUUGCAAAAGAUUCAUUUGUGUGUUCCUUGAACUAUUCCUGUCUCGAUGUGGCUUUCCAACUUUGGGUCCUCUUGGCCAGCCUGAAGAACUAGUGGAGCACAUGUCCUUCAUUCACCAGUAUGACUCCAGGAGAAUUCACGACCAACCCUAUCAAGGAAGAGGUCACGGGGAAACCUGGAGCUUAUCCCAGGGAUCAUCGGGCAUAAGGCAGGGUACAUUCUGGUCAGGAUGUCAAUCCAUCACAGGGCACAAUCACAUUCAGAUACCCAUUCAUACACUACGGACACUUUGGACAUACCAAUCAGCCUGCCACGUAUGUCUUUGGUCUGGGGGAGGAAACCGGAGUACCCAGAGGAAACGCCCAGCGGCGGCGGGAAUCAAACCCCCAACCCUGGUGGUGUGAGGCGAACGUGUUAACCACUAAGCCUCCACGUGCCAUUAUUUUUGUUGUUAUUAUUUUUGUUGUUAUUAUUAUUGUUAAUAUAGAAGGCUAUAUUGAGACCAAUGCCAAAGACCAAGACAGGCCCAACACUGAAACUCAAGUCCAAGACCGCAAUCAAGUUCUACAGUCCUAUAUGGACGUCAUAUCAGUCCCUCCAGGAUUGAGCUAUUUUGUGAUCACAGAAAAGAAUGCAAAAUCAAGGAAACUCUGUAAUAUUCUGAGGAACAUGCAAUUGUUAAAAAUUGCUAUGGA